AUGAGAAUAGAAGCGCCUCGUCAUACUCCUCCUCCUCCUACUCCACAUUGCUUUUGCUCACUCCCUACACUCCUCAAGCGUGAAUGCCAGGGCGCAGUCUACAAGUGCCAAGCAAACCUCAUCAACCCACCACAACCACCACUCGACAAUUCCCAGCCAGACAGCGACAAGGACAACAGUGGUCGAGUCUUGGCAGGAGGCCAUUUCACUUUUGUCCCAAGUUCGCCCCAACGACUCGCCGACAUGAGGAAGGAAUCAAAACCACCCGACCGUCCUCCAGCGACAAAGGCGGCCAUUCAAGACAUCACCUCCAUCCUGACCUCGUUCGGCAAGACGCUUGGUCCCCGGUCUCCAAGCUUGUCCAAACAUGGUCUCAAAGACGGUACCAACGUGAGCAGUAACAGCGAAAACAAUAACAACAACAGUAAUCACUACAGUAUCAACACGCCGCAGCAGCCACAUCAAAUACAGCAACAAUCACUGCCGACAAUUCCCAUGCCGCCUCCGCCUCCUCGGCUUGUCGGGCCUAUUGGCGUCUGUGGGUUCCAUGUACACACCAGCACCUGGGAAAACUUCAAGGUUCAACUCUGCCAUGCAGAGAGCGUGACAGGAGGUGGAGCAGGGGGAGCAAAUCCCUUCAGCCGCAGUCAAGGUCCGGAGCUGGAUCAAGCCUUUGCAGAGGGACACCACAAGCUCAUUCUCCGACACUCGUAUCUUCAUGGCGGAUUUAUUCGACAAGCUCGGAAGGACGGAUGCAAGGCCCAGAUGACGACAGUGGCUCAGUGGACAGCAUGGGAGCAAGGGAUCGUCGAUCGAGACUCGCCAAGAUCAGGAGGAGAGACAGCACCUAAUUGUUUCUGCGGGUUUCCGAUGAGACUGUCGUACCUGUACAAUGGACAAGGACCCCAGAUGAACUAUGUGUGCGCGAUGCGAAUUCAGGACGUCCAGCGUGGCUGCAGUCGUGUAUUGAGCUCGGCAAAGUGGGCCGUUCGAAGGAGGUCAGUUCCUAUCCAGAUCAUGUCGUUGGAGGUCAGGCUCCCUUCAGCAAAGACCCAACAUAGACAGGCCGAGUCUGGCCCUAAGCCACCUACGGAUACUGGAUUGAAAGUGGCUCGCAGGGUAGACAAUGACGGCAGCGACAGUCAGGAAGCAUCAUUAGCGGCUCCUCUCGCAUCCACACUCGACCAUAAGCCACUUAAGGACGACACGUCGCGAGACAGUUGUCAAGACUCUGGGAUCAAAGUCGACGAGAAUGAGGCUAAAUGCGAGGACGACGAUGAGGGAUCAGAGCCCGACUGGAACCGAUCAACAGAAUGGUGUCUUAACGCCUCUUCGCAUCACAAGAUGCGGUUGCUGCCUAUACCGACUUGCCUCUUGGAGAUGAGAGAUCGGAACGGGGACCAGCAGGGCUGUCGAAGGAGCAUACCCCAGGAGGAAGCGAAGAAUGGUUUGUACGAUCAAUGUGGCGACAGGAGCGAUCGCAAUCGGUAUGAACAGAGGAAUACCGACGAUGACAGCGCCGACACGGAACUCUCAAAUCGACCAGUCCCGACUCGGUCUGUGGUCGGCGUCAAGUCCCUUUCCAAGGCGCAGAUGAAGGAUUUGUACCUUCCUUUGGAGAAGCCGAGGGAGUACGGCCCGCUGAUUCAGCGUCUGCACGGUUCAAAGAUGCUGGCGGCGGAGCGGGAGAGGAGCGAGAAAGUCGUGGAGCGGUCGGAGACACGUUUGAGGGACUGGGAAGAGUCGGUUGAGCGAUUGGGAGCAUACGUGAAGGAACUGUGCCAGGAUGGGCUGGACAAUAGCACGUUGUUGUGUCGGUCGUGUGGCAAGGGGACGUUUCUGCAUGCGAAUGUUCCGUGCUACCAUUUGGUGAUGUGUGACGACUGUAUCAAGAAGUACCAGCGGUGUGUUGUGUGUUCGACCAAGAUUGAGUCCAGCCAGCGGAUCUACUGGUAG
This is a messenger RNA of Linnemannia hyalina, 1956 nucleotides long. NCBI's taxonomy places the organism in Eukaryota, Fungi, Mortierellomycota, Mortierellomycetes, Mortierellales, Mortierellaceae. The record is from the annotation of a GenBank genome assembly.